Molecule: messenger RNA, 852 nt
Organism: Megalopta genalis
Lineage: Eukaryota; Metazoa; Arthropoda; Insecta; Hymenoptera; Halictidae
Source: RefSeq, a predicted model, not a curated record
AUGGACCGUAAGUUGCUUUAUGAAUUGAACCACAACUUGAACUAUAAGUUGAACCGUAAGUUGAUUUAUGAAUUGAAUCACAAGUUGAACUAUAAGUUGAACCGUAAGUUGCUUUAUGAAUUGAACUACAACUUGAACCGUAAGUUGAUCUACGAGUUGAACGACAACUUGAACUAUCCAAGACGAACUAUACAAGUUGAACUAAAAAAUGUCAAGUUCCGAAUCGAAUUUAGUCAACGAUACGUCUACAGCCGAGUUUGUAGAACAGACGCGGGUCAGUUGAACGACAACUUGAACUCUAAGUUGAACCGUAAGUUGAUCUACGAGUUGAACGACAAGUCGAACUAUAAGUUGAACUAUAAGUUGAUCUAUGAGCUGAACCACAAGUUGAACAAUACUUUAAGUCGUGAGUUGAUUUAUGAGUUGAACGACAACUUGAACUCUAAGUUGAACCGUAAGUUGAUCUACGAGUUGAACGACAAGUCGAACUAUAAGUUGAACUAUAAGUUGAUCUAUGAGCUGAACCACAAGUUGAACAAUACUUUAAGUCUUGACAACUUGAACUCUAAGUUGAACCAUAAGUUGAUUUAUGAGUUGAACCACAAGUUGAACUAUAAGUUGAUCUAUGAGUUGAACAACAAGUCGAACUAUAAGUUGAACCGUAAGUUAAUCUAUGAGUUGAAGCAUAAGCUGAACUAUAAGUUGAACAAUAAGUUAAACCGUGAGUUGAUUUAUGAGUUGAACGACAACUUGAAUUGUAAGUUGAUCAAUGAGUUGAACCACAAGUUGAACUAUAAGUUGAACCGUAAGUUGAUCUACGAAUUGAACCACUACGAUGUGAUCUCUAAGUAG